This is a messenger RNA of Stegastes partitus (bicolor damselfish), 1336 nucleotides long. RefSeq names its product angiopoietin-related protein 7. Gene Ontology annotation, biological process: platelet aggregation; blood coagulation; positive regulation of heterotypic cell-cell adhesion. The transcript has 8 exons. Gene Ontology annotation, molecular function: protein-macromolecule adaptor activity; extracellular matrix structural constituent. Lineage: Eukaryota; Metazoa; Chordata; Actinopteri; Pomacentridae. Bases 1 to 1305 code for a protein of 434 amino acids. Gene Ontology annotation, cellular component: fibrinogen complex. The record is from RefSeq and is a predicted model, not a curated record.
AUGUCUCUCCUGUCCUUAACCAACCCUCCCGGCUGGAGCGUUUGCUCAACUCUCUACGUCCUCGUCGUGUUGCUCCCAGAGGCCAAAGCAGAAAACCUGAACGCUACCACUACAAUCAACGGCGGGGGUUCCCAGUGUGGGGAGUACACGAACCAGCUGAUGGAGGACGGGAUGUGCCGGCUGGUGGCCACGCUGCCUCAGCUGGACGAACGCAGGUGCCCGGAUAUGUUUCGCUGCACGGACGAGGUUUCCUACUGGCUGCACGAGAACGAGGAGAGAAAACAGCAGAUUGCGGUGCUGAAAGAGACAAUCUCUGAGCUGCAGGAGGAACUGAGGAACCACCGGCACCGCAUCAAAGUCCUCGAGCUGCAGAGUGAAGAGAGGACCCACUUGAACAUCUCCUUGGAACAGCGUUUCCAUGAGUUGGAGGUCCACUAUGCUGAAGCCACCACCCUGCUGCACCUCCAGGGGACUCUGAUCCUAGACCUUCAGAGCCAACUCCAUAAUCUGACACUUCUGGUGGAUAAAGUGAAAAGAAGUCCAGGUUGUUCAGUCAACGUUGUCCAACCCAAUCCUCUCAUGGAUGCUCAACAGGCCCUGCACCCAGAGAUCCAGCAUGCCAGGAGCUGUCCCAUAGACUGUGCUUCUAUCUACUACAAUGGAGUGAGAAGAUCAGGUCUCUACACUGUGGUGCCAUCAAUGGCGGGCAUGUCUAUGGAAGUCUAUUGUGACAUGGACACAGAUGGAGGUGGCUGGACUGUGAUCCAGCGGCGAGUGGAUGGCUCAGUGAACUUUGACCGCAGCUGGAGGGACUACAGGGAUGGAUUUGGUGACCUGCACUCCGAGUUUUGGCUGGGCAACGACCACAUACAUGAUCUGAGCACUCAGGGAGACUACAGCCUCCGGAUCGACAUGGAGGACUGGGGCAACAGGCACAAACAUGCCAUCUACCAGAGCUUCAGUGUGGACGAUGAGGUGCAUCACUACCGCCUCCAUGUGUCGGGCUUCAGUGGCACAGUCCAGGACUCUUUCAGCUGGUACCAUGACAAGCAGGCCUUCAGUACGCCGGACAGUGGCAACAUCUGUGCUGAGAUCUCGCACGGUGGUUGGUGGUACAACCAGUGCUUCUAUGCCAAUCUUAAUGGAGUCUACUACAGGGGCGGCCACUACACUCCAAAAACCCGAGGGCCGCUGGGUCCCGAUGGGAUCGUUUGGUACUCCUGGAAAGACUCUGACUAUUACUCCCUACGCAAAGUCAGCAUGAUGAUACGACCGCACAACUUCCGAAGCCGUUUGUCACCAUGACGACGGUGUGGACCAGGACCUGGCAUCCCUC